GUCCAGCGCGAUUCGGUAGCGCAAUCUUCUUCCAACAUCGCGGUUCGGGUUUUCCACGGGAUGUGUUCACAUUUCAUGCACAAUAAAUUUCUGCCACUCCCAGCUUUUCUCGUCACAUCCAUUUCCCCUUCAGCUUUCACUGCUACUACCACUCCCCCAGCUAGACUCCCAGCGUGCAUUCUAACGCCUGCUGCGCAAUCUCCAGCUCACAGCACAAAGGCUUACAUUUGUGCUCCGAUUCCCUCUGCUGUUCGGGCUUCUGGAUAAAACCGUUCGGCACAACAAGCCUGUGCGCGUCCCUCUAUUUGGAGCAAAGCCACAGAAAGUUGACUCGGGCCGAGCAUGGCUGUCAGCAUGGGAGCGCGCGUGAUGUCCCUCGUCCUCCUCAUUCACCUGACGAUCUCGUCAACGGCAGCUCAGCCCAGCCUCGUUCCACCAAUCAGCGGAGUCGGUGACCCUGCAGCUCUGGCGGGAAACGCGGCCAGCUCGGCGCAAUCCGCGAUCGGCGGCGCCACCAGCGCGGCUCAGAACGUGGUUGGCUCCGCAACCACCGCCGCGCAGGGCGCAGCCAGCAACCUCGUGAGAGCCGCUGGGGGCGCGCUCGGAGCAGCUCAGAGCACUGUUGGAGGGGCGCUCAACACCCUUCAGGGCACCGCUGGGGGCGCGCUGGGGGCAGCACAGGGAAUCGUUGGAGGGGCUCUGAACGCCGCUCAGAACACCGCUGCGGGUGCCAUUGGUGCUGCGCAGGGCGCUGCUGCGGGCGCGCUGGGAGCAGCUCAGGGCGUUGUUGGAGGGGCCCUCAAUACUGCUCAGGACACCGCUGGAAGCGCUCUGGGUGCUGUGCAGGGCGUUGUGCAGGACCCACUUGGCGCUGCGCAGAGGACUGCUCGGGGGGCAGUGGGUGCAGCUCAGAGCACCGUGGGGGGCGUUGUGAACGCUGUUCAGAACACUGCUAGCGGCGCAAUUGGUGCUGUUCAGAGCACCGCAGGGGGCGCUCUGGGAGCGAUUCAAGGCACAGUGAGCGGGCUGGCGAAUGCUCUGACUGGUACCGCUCAGCAGCUCGCUACCACCGGCCCCGUUAACACCAUAAGAGGCGCGGUGGGUACCGCUGCAACCAACAUUGGGAGCGCUCUGAACGGGCCUGCAGGUGCGAUCCAGGGGGCUGCAGGCGCUGCUGCUAGCAACGUUGCGAGUUCAUUGAGGGGGCCGGCUACAACGCUUGUGGGUGCCUUGAGUGGGCCUGCUGGGGCGGUGCAGGGGGUGUUGGCCCGCCAGGGAGGCAUUCUGAGCCGUCCGAUCGAAACCAUCCAAGGAGCAGUUGCUGGCGUUGCUGGCGGCGUGCAGAGCACAGUCGGCAACGUUGCUGGGGGCGUGCAGGGUACUUUGGGCAACGUUGCUGGAAGCGUGGCGAACGUGGCGAGUGCAGUGGGAGGGACGCUCUCCGGUGCUGCGAGUGGCGUGCAAGGGGUAGUCCAGGGGACAGCAAGCGGCGUGCAGGGCGCAGUGCAAGGCACGCUGAAUGGUGCGCAAGGGGCGGUUCAAGCGGCGGCAACUGGUGCACAGGGAGCAGUGCAGAGUGCAGUGAGCGGCGCAGGUGCGGGUGCUGGCGCUGCUCAGCUCCCUGUUGCUACGGUGCCUGUGGCUGCACGGUCUGCAGCAGAGAGUGAGCCUGGGAGGAGGCUGCAGGAUGCGCCGGCAGCAGCAGGCGGCACUGGAUCAACCACCACAGUCAGCAACGGCCCCACCCCCACUUCCACCAUCCCCACUUCCACCGUCCCCACUUCCACCGUCCCCACUUCCACCGUCCCCACUUCCACCACCUCCACCACACCCACCUCCACCCCCACCCCCACCCCCACCCCCACCCCACCCCCACCCCCACCCCCACCCCCACCAUCCCCACCAUCACCACCCCCACCACCACUCCUACCACCGCUGCUGCUGGUUCCGGUCCCCUGGGGCCCGUGCAGCAGGCGCUCUCAGGCGCAGCGUCCGCCGUUCAGGGCACUGUUUCUGGCGCCACCGGCUCUCUUUCCCAGGCCACCACCGGGGUUCAGUCACUCGCUGGGUCUGCCGCCCAGCAGAUCGCCUCUGCCGCCCAGUCUCUCCCAGGAGCCGUCGAGGGCGCAGUGCAGGCUCUCCCUGGGACCAUCCAAGGCACGCUCCUGUCUAGCCCGGGCUCACUCCAGAACGCAGCACAGUCAGUGGCCAGGACAGUAUCAGGAGGCGCCAGCAGCAUCCAGGGCGGUGCUGCUAACAUCGCGAGCACGCUUCAGGAGGCAGUGGGUAAUGUAGCCGAUGGCGUGCAGGGGGCUCUCAGCAACCCUCAGAGGACGCUAGGCGGCGCUGUUGGAAACAUCCAGGGGGGUGUUGCUAACCUUGCGAGCACUCUUCAAGGGGCAGUGGGCAAUGUGGUUGGGCCGGUGGCAGGCACGCUCUCCGGUGCUGCUACCGGUGCUCAGACUGCCCUCUCCGGACCUCUGUCUGCCGCCCAGCAAGCCUUAUCCGGACCGUUGGGAGCAGUGCAAGGGGUGGCAGCAGGGGUUCUGAGGGGCGUGCAGGGGGCGGUUGCCGUCCCUGCUGGGGCGAUUCAGGGCGCGGCGAGUGGCGCCCAAGGGGCGCUGUCAGGGCCUCUCGCGGCCGUGCAGGGCGCAGCAGCAGGUGCACUGAGAGGCAUUCAAGGGGCGGUUUCCGUCCCUGCUGGGGCCAUUCAGGGCGCGGCGACUGGCGUGCAGGGAGCAGUGCAAGGGGCAGUGAGCGGGGCGCAGGGAACAGUGUCUCUCCCCACAGCUGCUACGCAGCUUCCUGACACCGCCGCUGAGAGCGCUGCUGGCGCUGCUGCUGCUCAGCUACCUGCUGCUACGGUCCCUGUGGCAGCACGCUCUGCAGCGGAGAGUGAGCCCGGGAGGAGGCUGCAGGACGCGCCAACGGCAGGAAGCAGGGGCCCCAUCCCCACAACAACCACUCCCACUCCCACUCCCACUCCCACUGCUGCUGCUGGUUCCAGUCCCCUGGGCCCCGUGCAGCAGGCGCUCUCGGGAGCAGGCUCCGCCGUUCAGGGCACACUUUCCAGCGCCACUAUGACUCUCGCUGGCGCCACUACGACUCUCGCUGGCGCCACUAGCGGCAUCCAGGGCGCCCUCACCAGCGGAACAGGCAACCUGCAGGCCCUUGCUGGGUCCGCCGCCCAGCAGAUCGCCUCUGCCGCCCAGUCCCUCCCAGGAACCGUCCAGGGCGCCGUCCAGUCCAUCCCAGGCACUUUCCAGGGAGCAGCACAGGCGGUGUCUCGCACAGUGCAGGGCGCGGCAGGGUCGGCGCAGUCAGCAGGGGGAGCUGCAGUGGGCGCAGCAGCAGGGACUUUAAACCGAGUGGGGGACGCGCUCACCCUCCCCCUGCGCCAAGCAGUGGGGGCAGUGGCGCAACCACUAGUAGGGGCGGCACAGGUGGUGGCCCUGCCUCUGGGGAACGCAGUAGCUAGCGCCCUGCAGCCGGCUGUGAGUGCUCUGGGCGCGGGGAUUGCAGGGGCUGGGGGCGCGGUGCAAGCGGCAGGAGGAGCAUUGGGAGGAGUUGUGCAGGGCGUUGGCAGCACGGUGGUAGCAGGGGUGCAGAGCGCAGGGGCCGCAGCAGGGGGAGGGGUGCAGAGCCUAGGGAGGAACGUGCAGGGAGCAGCAACAGGGGCGGUUGAGGCCCUUGGCAGGACGGCUAACACCCUGGGGGCAGGGCUAGGAAACGCCGCUGCAGGAAUCCAAGGGGGGGUUGGCCAGGCGCUGGGGCAAAUCACCCGGGCAGUUCAGGGCGGGCCAGGGGGGAUUGGCCAGGCGUUUGGGCAACUUACCCAGGCAAUUCAGGGCGGACCGGCGGUGCUGGGGGGUGUGCUGGGCCAGGCGCUCGACUCGGCUACUGUAGCAGCGGGAGGGGCGGCAGGGGCGGCGGGGAACACUGUGACUGUAGCGGUGGAUGCUGCUAGCGGGACGAUCCGAUACAGCAUUGAGGGGAUUGGGAAUGCAACGCAGCUGGUGUCUGCCGGGAUCUUCCAGGCCGCUGGGAAUGCUGGAGGAGCCGCCAGGACAGCAGGCUCUCAGGUAGUGAGUCUGUUCAACCGGGCCAAUCCCGUGAGCGCCCUGUCAGCGGUGGGCAACACGAUCACCGGCACAGUCGCCGCCACCCCCAGCGCCAUCGCCAGCCUGCUGCAGAACCCUGCUGGCUUCGUGCUGCAGGCCACAACCAGGGGAGGUGCUACUGGUGCCACUGGUGGGAGUGGUGGCAGUGGUGCUAAUGGGGGGGGCGGUGCCACGGAGACUCGUAUGGCGCCGCUGAGUGCUCUCGCGCCAUUCAUCCCAGCGACCAUCAGCACCACUCCUCUCCCUGCUGCUACAAGUGCCGCUCCCCUGCUGGGCGUGCGGCGACAAGAGGUAACGGUAACCCCAUCUGGAAUUUCCGCGCCCACAGCUCCAACCAACGCACCAUCCAUAUUCUCCUCUGUUGCAGCCGCCACAUCCGCACCCAACCCUGCCAGCAGCAGCACCACCAACGCUACCACACCCAACCCCUCUGCUGCUGUAUCGCCCAACCCCACCACUUGGCCUUCAACUGCCACCAUCACCACUCCCACUUCCACCCGCACUCCCUCCUCCUUCCCUUCUCUCCCCUCCUCCCUCUCCUCUUCCUUCCCCUCCUCUCUCUCCUCCUCCACCCCCUCCUCCCUCUCAUCCACUCACUCUAACCUCCCCACCAACACCCCCACCACCUUCCCCACCAGCAACCCCACCACCACCCCAGUCGCCAACCCCCUACCCACCGACACCCCUCUCCCUGGAGGCUCCUCCCAGCCUUCGUCCAGCCCUGGAAUGCUGCUGGGCGUUGCUGGUAACGCGGUAACCGAUGCCGCUCUGCAGCUGCUGCGGGGGAUCCAGGGGGCUCUGCCUGGGGCUGGGGGCUCUAGCAGCAGCAGCAGUGCUAACAGUGGUGGCACUGGCCCUCCCGGUGGUACUGGAGCAGCCUUCCCUGCAGCUUCUCAGCGUGGUUCUGGGGGAGGUGUUGACUGGACAGCUGCAUUGCCGCUCCUCCAAACCCUUCUACAGCAGGCCACAGGUGGUGGUGCCAGCCAAGGCCGGGCUGGAGGAUCAGGUUCGGGACCCCGAGGGAAUGGUGGUAAUGGUGUUAAUGGUGGAAGUGGUGGCGGUGCAGUGGUUAAUGUAGAUUUGAAUGCUUUGCUGCCUGUGGCGCAAGCUCUUAUGGGGGCGGCGACAGGGGGGCAAUCAGGAGGGAAUGGGAACCAGCUGGACCUUGGAAUGUUGAUGAAUCUGGCAGAUGCUCUUGGGGGAGCUGUGCUGGGUAAUCCAUAAGUAGUGUAAACAUGUUAAUGGUUGGUGAUGUUAGCGUAACGGCCUUCGAUUCGCAAGUAGGGUUGAAUGCUUGAUUGUAUACACCAUCGUUGAAGC
Messenger RNA from Closterium sp. NIES-67, 5441 nucleotides. NCBI's taxonomy places the organism in Eukaryota, Viridiplantae, Streptophyta, Zygnematophyceae, Desmidiales, Closteriaceae. The record is from the annotation of a GenBank genome assembly.